This is a messenger RNA of Ylistrum balloti, 1278 nucleotides long. RefSeq names its product synaptotagmin-15-like. Gene Ontology annotation, molecular function: phosphatidylserine binding; clathrin binding; calcium-dependent phospholipid binding. NCBI's taxonomy places the organism in Eukaryota, Metazoa, Mollusca, Bivalvia, Pectinida, Pectinidae. The record is from RefSeq and is a predicted model, not a curated record. The transcript is spliced from 7 exons. The coding region runs from base 1 to 1278 and encodes 425 amino acids. Gene Ontology annotation, biological process: regulation of dopamine secretion; calcium-ion regulated exocytosis; regulation of calcium ion-dependent exocytosis.
AUGUCAGAUGAAACGCUGGGUGUCAUCAUCGGCUGUGUGACAGGAGGAGUGGUCCUCGUUGUCCUCCUCAUCAUCAGCAUUGUUAUUUGUCGGAGGUUAAAGCAGAAACGCAGGCCAUGGGACUACGACUGGGAAAACUGUGACAAGGCUAAGAUCACCAAAUCGGCACCUAUCUCCAGGAGUUCUUCCCCAAACAUAACAAAAAGGAAGUCUUGUCCAGAUACGGCGGUGUUUAAGGGAGUUAUGGUGCGUUCUAUGACAACAGACGGCAUUCCUGAUUUCUCUCUUCCACCGGAAAGAGUUCAGCCGUAUACAACACCCAAGAGGAGUCAGAGUAUGGCGCCUCUCCAACAUCAGCAGAAUCUGCUUGGGGAUAUAAAACCUGAUCUUUACAGGUCGUACGGCGGAUGUGAAGAGGACGAUUUUCAUCUCCCUCCAAGUGAAAAUGGUCGGCUCUGGUUCAGCGUCAUUUACGAUGCGGCCGUGGAACAGCUGCAUGUGACGCUUGUCAAGGUGAAAGAACUUAUAGGACGCGGUAGAGAAAACAGAGCCCGAGACCCUUUCGUUAAAAUUUUUCUUCUACCUGACGAAAGAAACUGCAGAAUUUCCAAAGUUCGAAAGAAAACACUCACUCCUGUCUUUAAUGAAAACUUCGUUUUUGAGGUUAGCACCGAAGAUAUCGGCGAGAGCAUUCUGAGGUUCUCGGUGUACGACGUGGACAAGCGUCGCGUGCGACACUCACUCGGGCACGUGCUUCUGGCCUUGAGGGACACUGACCUCACCAAAGGCGACACUGUAUGGAAGGAUCUGGAGCAGAGCCAUCAGUUGUCGGACACUCCAGGAGAAUUGUGCUUCAGUCUAAACUACCUUCCCAACUUAGACAAAAUCAAGGUGCUUAUUCUCAAUGCAAGGAAAUUACGUCAGCUGUCGUUCGACAAGGAUUCGGGAACGUACGUGCGAAUACACAUGAUGCAUGGGAGAAAGCUACACAAGGUUAAGAGGACUGCGACCUACCGCGCAACCACUGAUCCCACCUUCAAUGAGUCCUUCUCUUUUUCACUGGUCGGCAAGGUCCUCGACUCUUGCAGCUUCGAGAUCAGCGUCAUGACGUCAUCUAAAUCGCCAAGAAGUCAUGAUAAUGUGUACGGCAGAAUUGUGAUUGGUUCUUUUAUGUUUUCUCGUGGAGAUGAACUAUUACAUUGGCAGGAAAUGAUGUCCCAGCCACGCACGCCCAUUCAGAGGUGGCACACCCUCGCCGGUAUCAACAAUGGACACUAA